Molecule: messenger RNA, 633 nt
Organism: Fusarium tjaetaba
Lineage: Eukaryota; Fungi; Ascomycota; Sordariomycetes; Hypocreales; Nectriaceae
Product: poly polymerase
Exons: 1
Coding region: 1-633 (210 amino acids)
Source: RefSeq, a predicted model, not a curated record
AUGACUAGAGCCAAACGGCGCAAACAACCACCACCACCUCCUCCUCCUCUGCCUCCCAUUCCUCAAACUCCGCCCAAAACAACUCCGACCGGGUCUGAGCCGAAAGAAUCGUCGGAUAAAGACGAACCUACUUCUUCAGACAGUACCUUAUAUGCUCAUUCAAAUCCGAAACCUCCUGAUCCGUGCCCAUAUCACUACAAGCCCGUCUAUUACUUCUUCUACGAUAGUCUCAGGCAGCCGACCGUGCUCCAAGCGGUGCUUGAAUCCUCUGAACCCCCCAAACUACGAAAUGCCAAAGUCCGCGGAUACUCGCUUGCACCACGCGGUCGUUUCACGUCACUUGUCGAAGGUCAACCUGGGUCCGGGGUCCUGGGUAGGGCGGUACAAGUGCAAUCUGCGGAAGAGGAAUACAAGCUCGGUUGGCACCAAACCAGCGCUUAUGUUCUUACACCAUGUUUGAUCGAGUUUAUAGACAGAGAAGAGCCGAAAGAACUUGCGGGAUUGGUAUUCACAGAUGCUGGUGAUCAAGGGGCUUGGAGGACUAUGCGAUUUGAUUACAAGGCGUGGAAGUCUCAGAUAGGAACUCGACUCCCACGAAAUUGGCAAAGAAGCACACUGGAGCCGAGUUCGUAG